Molecule: messenger RNA, 1787 nt
Organism: Dendrobium catenatum
Lineage: Eukaryota; Viridiplantae; Streptophyta; Magnoliopsida; Asparagales; Orchidaceae
Product: protein FLX-like 4
Exons: 5
Coding region: 455-1588 (377 amino acids)
Source: RefSeq, a predicted model, not a curated record
UCCUUCGUAUUCCCAGCGCAACGCUUCUUAUUCCUCGCUUUAUUAAUCUGUUUCGCAUUCCACGCUCUCAGAACGGCACGCCGCUUCCCGGCCUGCCCUCUUCGCUAAACCCUCGCAUUCUCCUCCUCCUACUUCUCCUACCGUCGGAUCGGAAGUUGCUCAGGGUUGGCAUCACUCUUUUCAAGAUGUUGAUCGGAGAGCAAGCUCGCGUGUGAACCCGCCUGGCUUCCCUUCACUAAAACUUUUUUGUGGGACUGCUUCUACUUGGUUGAUUUGAAACUUGCAAUCCUUCAGUUUUUGAGAGAUAUUUUGUUGUUUUCACAUCGAGAAGCCCAGUAAGAUCCUCCUCCAUUAGUCCUCAUGACCUACUUCCUCAUUAGUUCUGCCGCGUCGUCCGGCUGCGCCCCUGCAUCUGCGUGACGGUCUACUUUCUUUCAACUUAAACAGAACAUCUAUGGCUUUUCGAGGAUAUGUUCCAUCAUCAUUACUGGGGAAACCUGUGCAGGCACCAGGGAUGAUGCGCCAUGGCCCCUUUCCAGUUCAUCCGUCUUCUGGACAUCACCCUUUGGAGCCUGUAAACCCUGCUGAAGUUCUAGAAAAAAAAAUUGUGGUUCAGGAGGCUGAGAUGGAUAGACUUACUAUGGAAAAUCGAAGGUUUGCAGCAACUCAUGUGGCACUGAGGCAGGAGCUUGUUGCCUCUCAGCAUGAGCUACAGCGAAUCCAAGCUCAUGUUGGUAGCAUCCAUAAUGAAAGUGAGAUUCAGAUCAGGGGCUUGUUGGAGAAGAUUUCAAAAGCUGAGAUUGAUAUCCAUGCUUCUGAGGAAGUGAGGAAGGAUCUACAAAAGGUACAUUUGGAGAGACAAAGCCUUCUUUCUGAAAGGCAGGAGCUUGCAAGUGAAAUCCAGCACAUGAAGGAAGGUCUUCAAAAAGCCAAAGCUGACAUUAAAAAUCUCCCUGAACUACAUGUUGAGCUUGAGGGAUUGAGACAGGAGCAUAAAAAAUUACGUUCGGCCUUUGAGUAUGAAAAGAAUUUAAAUAAAGAGCAAGUGGAGCAGAUGUGUGGAAUGGAGAAGAACCUUAUAACAAUGGCAAAAGAAGUUGAAAAGCUAAGAGCCGAUAUACUUAAAAUAGAGAACACUGCACAGGUACCACAUCAACACGGAAGCACAUAUGGGACUGCAGCUCCUGUCUACCCUUCUGCAAGUCAAGUCUUUGUUCAACACCCAGAUCAGGCUUAUUCUCAAAGUGUUGGCUAUGCGGAAAAUGCCAAUGUUGUAGCUGGUGGCUAUCCAAAUUCUGGCUAUAAUAGCCAUGGUGGUCUUCCUGGGUAUGUCCAGGGGUAUGGAAUAGUAUCAACGCAAAUGACUGGUGGGGUUGCAGUUCAGGGCGGUAAUGGCUACGGUACCGUCGCCGGUGCUGUCUACCCUAAUGGUUCCCUGAUGCCUCCAGUGCCGGUAGCCGGUGGAGUGCAAGCUGGAGAAGGAGCAAAUCCUUCUAGUGUUGUUUUUGCUGGUUCUUAUGAUGGGGCGAGUCUUGGAGGCCCACCUCUGCCCCCAGGCCCCCCACCACCAUCAGUUGGUUGGAGAUAGAAAACUAAGAAGUAAAAAAAGCUGAUAGCUUUUUCCUUGAUUUGGAUAAGGGCUUGUGGGUAUGAAGGUUCGGAUUCUUGUUUAAAUUUUAGUUGCUAGACAAGCAAUUCCUAAUGAAUGGAGAGAAACCAGUUGGUUUUAAAAAUGGCUUAUAAUAAAUCUUUGCAUUUGGUAAUAUAUCCGAUGUUUCCUUUCUUUA